This is a messenger RNA of Linum trigynum, 669 nucleotides long. The record is from the annotation of a GenBank genome assembly. Lineage: Eukaryota; Viridiplantae; Streptophyta; Magnoliopsida; Malpighiales; Linaceae.
AUGUAUGAGUUCCGUAACCGAGUAUUCAAUCAAUAUCAUACCCUCGCUGAAAGGAUUAACAAUCCACCUAGUAAAAUCCCUGCUCAUAUUUGGAGGGAUAUGGUUAACAAGUGGAGGGACCUAAACUGGAAGAGCACCAGUGAUAAGAACAAAGCCAAUCGUGAGAAGUCUAAGCUCACUGCUACCGGCGGAUCUGUUCCCAUGGCAAAGUUUAUGCUUGAUCAGAUCAAGAAGACGGGGAAAGAACCAGAUCCUAUAGAGACAUUCAAGAAGUUCCAUGUGAAGAAGGGCAAUGGUGGAUUCACCACCCCAAAACCUCAUACCAUACAUGUUGAAUUGAAGAAUAAGGAGGCCAAGAAGUUGCGUCAAGAGGAAGAGGUGAACCAGUUUGCGAUUUAUGGUGAGGGCUGCAGCAAAAGGUGCGAAGAUGACCGAAGGGAAGAGAAGGCGAAGAAUGAUGAGAUGGUAAGAAUGCUGAAAGAAGAGAUAGUGCUGGUGAAGAAUGGAGUUCCUCAGAUUGUCGAGGACACAUUUAAGAGGCUAGGAGUUACUUUGCCAGAGUCCUCAAGUGCUGGAGACAAGGGGGUGAAUGAUGAAGAUGAAGAUGGAGACGAGGAAGUGAAUGAUGAAGAUGUGGACGAUACUGAUAAUGAGAACAACUCCCCAUGA